Messenger RNA from Morone saxatilis (striped sea-bass), 468 nucleotides. RefSeq lists its product as uncharacterized. The record is from RefSeq and is a predicted model, not a curated record. Lineage: Eukaryota; Metazoa; Chordata; Actinopteri; Moronidae. Gene Ontology annotation, molecular function: oxidoreductase activity, acting on metal ions. The transcript has 4 exons. Bases 1 to 468 code for a protein of 155 amino acids.
AUGCUUCAAGCGCUCUGUUUUGUUGGUGGCUAUCCCAAUGGUGCUCCCACUGGUGCCUGUGAGGAUAUGAUGCCUCGCCACUCUGGGGUGCUGCCUCAGCCCUCAGCAGCACCCUACACUCUUCUCACCAACACCAGGACGUUUCAGCCAGGCAAACCUAUUACAGUGACUGUCACUGGACCAGAAUAUAGAGGUGUGCUUCUUGAAGCUCGGACAGACGGCAGCACUAAUGCUCUGGGGAGCUGGAAAAUCCCUCCUCCAGACACAAAGUUUCUUCAGGUGAAUCACAAGCAUUUUCCGGCCACAGUAGCUCAGCAGCGCACAGUCUACUGGGUUAAUGUGAGGUCCAUCACUCUGACCACAGAGUCACCAGGUGUCAGUCUGGCUGCAGGUGCAAGUGCUCGGAUGGCUGGAAAAAAACCUUUGCUUGUCCUGGGGAUAUGUUUUCUGAUGUUACAGGUGCUGUAG